CAGCGCGUCACGACAAAACCAGCCGGACAGCAUGUGGAUCCACCUGAAGGGAAUGCACAAGUUCAAAAGCACGUCCCAGAGGCUCCGGGGGGUGCUGGCCCAGAUGGAUGAGGGGCUGGUGGACCUGGCGGAGCUCAGAAGGAACCUGGAGCUGGCUGCUUCUGUCCUGGAGGCGGUGUACGUCGAUGAGAGCAGACGUCUGCUGGAUACUGAGGAUGAGCUAAGUGAGCUGCAGGCGGAGUCGGUGCCAAGCGAGGUCCGCUAUUGGCUGGCGUCGACCUUCAGCAGGAAACUGGGCGUGGCCCGGCGCCGGCCGGAGGAGAAGCCCCGGUUCAGGAGCAUCGUCCACGCCGUGCAGGCUGGCAUCUUCGUGGAGAGGAUCUACAGGCGUACAUCCAACAUGGCUGGUCUCACCUACCCUCCAGCCGCUCUCGCCUCUCUCAAGGAAAUAGACAAGUGGUCCUUUGAUGUCUUCGUGUUCCAAGAGGCGACCGGAGAACACGCACUCAAGUUCCUGACCUACGACCUCCUGACCCGAUAUGACCUUAUCAACAGAUACAGGAUCCCGCUAGGUGCUCUGGUUCAGUAUGUGGAAGCUCUGGAGGCCGGCUACAGCAGGAACAGGAACCCCUACCACAACCUGACCCACGCUGCUGACGUCCUACAGACCGCACACUACCUGAUGCUGCACACUGGAGUCAUGCAUUGGCUCAGUGAACUGGAGAUCCUAGCGAUGGUCUUCGCUGCAGCAAUCCAUGACUUCGAACACACCGGGACCACCAACAACUUCCACAUACAGACCAGGUCAGAGGUGGCCCUCCUGUACAACGACCGCUCGGUGCUGGAGAACCACCACGUGAGCGCCGCCUACAGGCUGAUGGCAGAGGACGAGAUGAACAUCUUCACCAACCUCAACAAGGAGGACUGGAGGGAGCUGAGGGCUCUGGUCAUAGAGAUGGUGAUGUCCACUGACAUGUCCUGCCACUUCCAGCAGAUCAAGACCAUCAGAAACCACCUCCCCCAGAGCCACGAGAUGGACAAGGUGAAGGUGUUGUCUCUGAUGCUCCACGCGGCAGACAUCAGUCAUCCAGCAAAGACCUGGUGUCUGCACCACACCUGGACCCACCACCUGAUGGAGGAGUUCUUCAGACAGGGGGAUAGAGAGGUGCAGUUGGGACUUCCUUUCUCGCCGCUAUGCGACCGGAAAGCCACCAUGAUCGGCCAAUCACAGAUAGGUUUCAUAGACUUCAUCGUGGAGCCUACCUUCAGCAUCCUUAUAGACGCCACCGAGAAGGUGAUGCUGCCGCUGAUAGACGAGGAGAGACUGGCCAGGGAGAGCGGACUCAGGAGGUCCAGUCUAACAGGAAGUGGAUCGGUUACCGUGGAUUCAGUCCAGCGGCACAGCAGUAGUCGUCAUGGAAAUAGAGAGGACGGACAGACAGACUUCUCCCUGGCCGCCGUGGACCUGCCGUCCCUGCGUCGGCGCCUGGCCGGCCUCAUCAGCAGCAACAAGGAGCGCUGGAAGGAGCUGUCCUCCCAAGGAGCUGUCCACAACCACAGCACUCUCAUACACCAGGAGCUUCCCACUACCACAGACAAUCUCAGACAGCAGGAGCUGUCCACUACCACAGACACUCUCAGAUACCAGGAGUUGUCCACUACCACAGACACUCUCAGAUACCAGGAGCUGUCCACUACCACAGACACUCUCAUACACCAGGAGCUCUCCUCCCAAGGCCCAGAGGAGGUCUCCUUCCCCAGCCCUGAUGGACAGCACCGCCCCCCCUCACAUCCUGCCCCCCCACUGGAGAAGACUACGUUGAACGGUGCGUCCAACCCCCCCAAACAUCGUUAA
Gadus chalcogrammus (walleye pollock) is the source of this 1855-nucleotide messenger RNA. RefSeq names its product phosphodiesterase 1A, calmodulin-dependent (gene pde1a). Gene Ontology annotation, biological process: signal transduction. The transcript is spliced from 16 exons. Gene Ontology annotation, molecular function: 3',5'-cyclic-nucleotide phosphodiesterase activity. Bases 32 to 1855 code for a protein of 607 amino acids. Lineage: Eukaryota; Metazoa; Chordata; Actinopteri; Gadiformes; Gadidae. The record is from RefSeq and is a predicted model, not a curated record.